Molecule: messenger RNA, 642 nt
Organism: Vicia faba (fava bean)
Lineage: Eukaryota; Viridiplantae; Streptophyta; Magnoliopsida; Fabales; Fabaceae
Source: the annotation of a GenBank genome assembly
AUGAAACCGCGUGUUCUCACACAAGUGCUAUCUCAGAACGCAGCCAAAACCCCACUCGAAACCACCAAGAACACUCAUUUUCACCAUUGUUUCAGCAAAUCUAAAGAUGGGUAUCUCUAUUGUGAGGGUCUCAAGGUGGAUGAGAUUAUGGAAUCUGUUGAAAAAAGGCCUUUUUAUUUAUACAGUAAACCCCAGAUUACUAGAAACGUUGAAGCUUAUAAGAGUGCAUUGGAAGGGCUAACGUCUAUUAUUGGUUAUGCUAUUAAGACCAAUAAUAAUUAUAAGAUUUUGGAGCAUUUGAAGAACUUGGGUUGUGGUGCUGUGCUUGUUAGCGGAAAUGAGCUUAAACUCGCUCUUCGAGCUGGAUUUGACCCCACAAGGUGUAUCUUUAAUGGAAACGGGAAAAUCUUGGAGGAUUUUGUCUUGGCUGCCGAAGCAGGCGUGUUUGUCAACAUUGAUAGUGAGUUUGACUUGGAAAACAUCGUGGCUGCUGCAAGGAUUGCUGGAAAGAGGGUGAAUGUUUUACUUCGGAUUAAUCCUGAUGUUGAUCCACAGGUCCAUCCUUAUGUUGCCACCGGGAAUGAGAACUCUAAAUUUGGCAUUAGAAAUGAGAAGCUGCGCUCAAGAGAGAUCGAGGAAUGA